Messenger RNA from Gadus chalcogrammus (walleye pollock), 1868 nucleotides. Its product is annotated as pancreas transcription factor 1 subunit alpha-like. Bases 224 to 841 code for a protein of 205 amino acids. NCBI's taxonomy places the organism in Eukaryota, Metazoa, Chordata, Actinopteri, Gadiformes, Gadidae. Gene Ontology annotation, biological process: regulation of transcription by RNA polymerase II; developmental process. The record is from RefSeq and is a predicted model, not a curated record. The transcript has 2 exons. Gene Ontology annotation, molecular function: protein dimerization activity; RNA polymerase II transcription regulatory region sequence-specific DNA binding; DNA-binding transcription factor activity, RNA polymerase II-specific.
UGAGCUCCUUUCAGUCUUUACAACGGAGCCCCAGCGCCCCGCCGCGUGCACAGGGGCCCGCACCUAUUUAAUCCGCCAGUCCCCCCAGCGACGGUCACACGACGUCAGAUCAGGCCGGAGACAGGUAUAUAGCCAGGGCUUCGAUACAAGUAGCAGCGUGUCACUCGUUUCGUUUACAGUCACUUUGUUAUUGUUGUUCUCAUUAACCUUAAAAAAAUCAAACAUGGAGGACAUCUUCUUUGACUUUGAACAAGAUGCAACCACGGACUACGCGUUCUGGGGUCAGAUGGACCCCAACUUUCAGUUCCAGACCCAGCUGGACACCCUGCUCUUGGACUGCAACACGGUCUCCGGACAGCUCUCUCCGUGGUCCUCGUUCGGCUGUCAGUCGGUAUUCCCGGACGAGCAGCUGACCUUCACCGAUCUGGACUCCCAGUCGCCCGGCCUCGGCGGCGGUACGGAAGCCGACAGCUCCUCGGGGGACGAGAACGUCGAGAGCGGCACGCGACGCUCGAGGCGCCUCUCGGCCCACCCCCCGUACAAAAUCCAGAGGCACGCCGCCAACAUCCGGGAGCGGAAGCGGAUGCUGAGCAUCAACUCGGCCUUCGAGGAGCUCCGGUGCCACGUGCCAACGUUCCCCUACGAGAAGCGGCUGUCGAAGAUCGACACCCUGCGGUUGGCCAUCGCAUACAUCGCCCUGCUCCGAGAGAUUCUCCUGUCGGGAUGCGACCCCAAGUCCUACGUUGACGAGUGCAUGAAGAACGGCUACAAGAACCAAACCAACGCCAUCUGGAACACGAGCGAUCUGACAGCCCGCCUAUCCUGGAUAAAGUGGGAUUAACCUCAGCGAGGGGCACCCCUAAAGUGCGAAGAUUGAGGGGGGGGGGGGACUGUUGUUCCCUCCCCCUCACCUCUCGCUCUUUCUCUUUCCGGACGUGCGAGAGGGAGAACCCCAUCUGUAGACUUCUCACCAGAUCGCCCCCCUCCCACUCACCCUCGGUUUCUUAUCUUAUUCUAAUUUGUUAUUGACUGGUAAUUGAGAGCCAUUGUCUUUGGGAUGUCUGGAGGGGUGGGGGGUUCUCCCACUUAUCUCGUGGGAGAGAGGAGUGCAAGAGGUACCCUGGGCUCUGAAUGCACUUCCGAGGGCUCUCUCUCUCUCUCUCUCUCUCUCUCUCUCUCUCUCUCUCUCUCUCUCUCUCUGUGACUAUCUCACUCUUUAGCUCGCUCGUCCUCCCGUGCUUAAAGGAGUGAAGCGUUUUCUUGGUUAACCCACGCGGACACUCGCCCGUCGAGUGCUUCUCCGGGUGCAAGUGACAGGGGCGGCUUGGAGAUGUAAAUGAGGUGCCGUGUGUGAGAAAUGGAUCCGUGCCUGCAGAGCUGUGACAUCAUCAUCUGCAGCCGCACGCCAACCAUUUAGCAAAGCUUGUGACCUCAUGAACAUUUCACGUUCACUGAUUUUAUUGAUUUUAUUUAUUUUUUGUACUUGACUUGUCUCAUAUUUAUGUUUAAAUUAUUAUUUAUUUUAUUCUGUGUAUUUGACUUGACUUUUAGAAUAUCCAUGUCCUUGUGUGAAUGUUAUGAAUGACUGUUUUGACCUCUGACAUGUUAUUGAAGCACAAGAGCAACAAAGGUCACGAAACAUUUAUUUCUCUUUAAAUAAACAAAGCUUGGUACUGGACAAAGGACAUAAUGUUUUACAAUGUCUAAUAAAUGUGAAUAAUAAUCCAGAAAUGUCAUUGAAAUACUGAACUGUUAACAGAGUAGAUGAUAGCUGCAAUAUUAUACAGUACUUUCAAACAAAUCAACAGCCAAUACAAGACAGUUGGCAUUUAACGAGAAACAAUUAUUGAAAAUAAAGAAUAUAGUCA